UGGAGAAGCUGCUGAAGACAGUUCUGGAGCACAUCUGACUGCUGCUGCCGCAAGGCCCCACCCAGCCCCCACCAUGUACUGCCUGCAGUGGUUGCUCCCUGUCCUCCUCAUACCCAAGCCCCUCAACCCAGCGUUGUGGUUCAGUCACUCAAUGUUCAUGGGCUUCUACCUGCUCAGUUUCCUCCUGGAACGGAAACCUUGCACGAUUUGUGCCUUGGUCUUCCUGGCAGCUCUGUUCCUCAUCUGCUACAGCUGCUGGGGGAACUGCUUCUUGUAUCACUGCACAGGAUCCCAGUUGCCAGAAUCAGCUCAUGAUCCCAGCAUAGUGGGCACCUAGAAACCGAUAAUCUUCCAGUCUGCUGAGGGCUCUUGUUUUGCUUUUAAAAAGGGGGUGGGCUAGGGAGGAGGGAGGGGGUGUUAGGCAUGUGGCUGGAGUAAAACCAGCCUGUUUCCUGUAACUUUGUGUGGACUAGAGUGGUAAAUUCCUCCCACUCUGCCUGUGAAAUUCGACUUGUUUACUGUGUGAACUCUGGCAGCGCCACCUGCUUUUUUAGAAGCAAAAAUCUUUUUUCUCCUUCCCGUAUCACUGGGAAUGGACACCAGCCCUAACUGAGAACUGGUGGAGGACCGAGCUGCUGGCCUCUGCCCAGCUGCUGCGUGGUGGUGGAGUUGUGUGUCACUCACUUGUCUGCAUUAGGCCACAGUGGUCUAACUCGGGGCUCUCGGCCCACUGAUUCUGCUCGAGAUUCUCUCCAUCUUUCUCCUUGUGGGGAGCCAGCCUUCCCGGCUUGCUGAUCAAGGGCAAGCUCGACAGCUCACAGAUGCACUUGGCCAAAACCUGCUGGAGCCAGAGGCAGUUGAGUCACCUCCUCCUGCUCAGCCUGCCAAAGAGAUGCGUGCACUGCCGAAGUGCUUUCUGAACUACUUACGCUCCGAGAUGAUAGCCCGAAAGCCUCAGUUAUGCUGCUGCUUUUAUAAAGCCUCACAGGUCGUG
Messenger RNA from Pterocles gutturalis (yellow-throated sandgrouse), 994 nucleotides. RefSeq names its product bladder cancer associated protein (gene BLCAP). The record is from RefSeq and is a predicted model, not a curated record. Bases 74 to 337 code for a protein of 87 amino acids. The transcript has a single exon. NCBI's taxonomy places the organism in Eukaryota, Metazoa, Chordata, Aves, Pterocliformes, Pteroclidae.